This is a messenger RNA of Xyrichtys novacula (pearly razorfish), 29175 nucleotides long. NCBI's taxonomy places the organism in Eukaryota, Metazoa, Chordata, Actinopteri, Labriformes, Labridae. The record is from the annotation of a GenBank genome assembly.
GUGUAGUUGUUGCAUUGAGCUUGUUAGCAAACCGCCUCCGUACCCAUGUGAUUUGAUGUGUGUCUGGAGUGUAGCCUGCACAGCCUGUCCAGAGCGGUUUCUCUGUUUGUUAGUGCUGUUGAUGAGGUCCACAGACGGAAUAUGACACAUUUUACGACUAGACUGCCUUUCUUUCUUCUGGAUAACUAAAAACUGGUCUGAGGCUUUGGUUCUGUUGUAGCCUGAUGUUAGCAUGCCCUGAACUCAUCCGGUCUGUAAUAUUUGGUGUUACUCGUAAAUUUGACUGGUAAGUGAUGCUGUCUUAAAUCUAAUGUUAAAUCACAAUAUCAGCUUGUGUACAGCUAAUGUGUACGUCUGAAUUAAGCACUAUAUCUUGUGAAGACUGCGGGUGUGUAUUAGCAAGCUUAGCCUUGUUAGCGAGGUCAAAUGAACAGAAAAUAGACAGCUACAAAUAGCUAAUGUAGCUAUAAGCCAAACUGUCUGACUCCAAGGUUUGGCAGCCUUGUUACCGUGGUUUAUUUACCACCUGAGAGCUAUUAGUCACAUACACCUUCAGUAAUACGUCAGAUAGAGGUUGCCCUCCUAACACAAAACAGUAAUACCCUGCUGGUUUUGUUGACCAGGAGCAGGAGCGUGCCCGGAAGGGUGAUCAGUGAUGGCAUGGGGCCUCUUUGAAGCCUGAUAGGCCACCCAGGGUUAUACCAAUAUCCUUAGAUAUGAUUGAUAUUUUUUAUGUCCUGUUUAAGUACACCUGAGACAAGUGGGGUUGUCUUAAAUUCUCAAGGGACAUGACUAAUACUGCGUUCCAGUUACCUCGGAAGUCGGAUGUGGGAGCUGGGAAUGACGCUACACACGAGUUGAUGGUGUUCCAGUUAACAACUCAGAAAACCAAGAUGGAUGCCUAAAGAAGUUGUUAAUAAAUGAUACUAAAUGAUACAUUACGAGAGCUUUCACUGUUACUCUUUACUGUUGAUGCACUGCGCUGCCAUCUUAGAUAAUGGUGAGGAUCGUCCGACUUUCUGAGUCAGAAAACCCCCGACUUCAGGGGGAUGUUGCAGUCGGAAAUUCUGACUUCCGAGUACAACUGGAAGGCAGCAUAAGACCAGACAUCACUCAUGCUACCAUAUGGGAGGGAUGAAAGCUGGAGGGACUUGGUAAACCCUGGCUAAGCAGCAUAAAUGCAGAACAAGUUUCAACAACUGAAUUGAAAUCAAAAUGCUUUUUAAAAAAUUAUUUAUAAAUUUUUAUUUUCGUUUACAGAAAAACCACCAAGCAGAAAUGCUUAACAGCUGACAAAAAGCCAAGACUUACUGCGUACCACGGAAGUCAGAAGUCCGAGCUGAAAAAAACGUCACACCCAAGUUACAAGCGUUUCAGUUACCAAGUCGGAAAAUAGCAAAAUCGAAGGCGAAAAUAAGAUGGCUACAUCUACGAAUGAUAUUUUGGCGCUUGCCUUGUCCGAACAUGAGGCAAAAAGCAAAAUCGGAGGCGGAAACAAGAUGGCUACAUCUACGAAUAAUAUUUUAGCGCUUGCCUUGUCCGAACAUAAGGCAAGCGCUAAAAUAACUUUGGUAGAUGUAGCCAUCUUUUUUCCACCUCCGAUUUAGCUUUUUUCUGACUUGGUAACUGAAACACUGGUAACUCAGGCGUGACAUCAUUUUCAGCUCCGACAUCUGACUUCCGAGGUAACUCGAACACAGCAUUAUAAUACCAUAGUGUGGCACACACUGCGCACUGUAACUGUAAUAACCAUCUUAAGUUAACUCACCUGGUUGUUUUUAAUGUGUCUGUUUUAUUAUUAUUUAUGUUAUUAUCACUAUUAGUUGAACUGGUGAAAAAACAAUAAUCCUGACAGGGAGAGGAGGGGGUUGGCUUGCCUCAGUAAAUUAUAUACACAGAAGUGGCAUAUCAGAUAUCUGUGUGAUGCUUAAAAUUUGGUGAUCAAAGUAGAAGUGUAUUAGUGAAGAGAGAAAGAGUAGUAAAGUGCAUUCCAUUCCUUGUCCCUGCUGGGCCACCUCAAAUAAAAAAAUCUGGACACGCCCCUGCCCAUGAGUAACUGGCAGCAGAGAAUUAGUCCUGACAUGCAUGUAUGAAAUGUGUUGUGCCUUGUUGGGCGGUGUUCGGGAGUCAGCAGUUAAAGCCACUGCAGGACGUGAUUUUCAGGUUAUUCUCCCUUCAUAACGUCUCAGCAACUCUAAAACGCUCAUUUCCUCCGACCACCCCAGGAUGCUGACAGUCAGUUGGGUGGGGCUGACGCGGAUGACAGUACACGGGAGCAGAGCCCAGGGAUAAACCACACCGCUCAGGAUCAGGGUUAAGAAAAGGAGGGAGCGGAUUGUCGGUAAAGCCAUGACCAAGUCCGAGUCAAAGAAAAGCGGCGUGGCAGCGAUCAACGCCGCAACCAAGUGCGCCACUGCCUCAUCCGCCGCCACCACCGCCGCCGUCGAGCAGGUCAAGAACGGCUCCGUCGAGUCGGGCAGUCCGAAUCCGGGCGCGCAGAGCAGAGCCAGUGUGAUGAAGCAGACCUCCAGAGAGAGCCUGCACCGGAAAAACACGGAGUGUGAAGUCUUUGACGACGGGACCAACACCUUUUUCUGGUGAGUGCUUGUCUGGUAAUGUCAACAGUACAAAGUCAAACAGUGAACGCUGCAGCCUUUAGAAUAACAGUGCUAUUUUACCUGGAGGGAAAACUGCAGAUAAAUGCAUGUGUUAUGGUUACAGCAGGGUGUUUGAAAGCUUUCAAGGUGAACUGAAAGACAGACCUGUAUGACCUCCAUUUCAAAACAAAAUGUUGUGACAUAUCUUUAUUGCGUCAAAUAGUUUUUUAAGUGUCCUUGUCAUGACUCCCUGGCUGAAAAUGAUACUUCAAAUUGACAUCUUUGCUAAGGGCAUAUUGUUACAAGCCAAUAUUACUAUCCCCCCGCAUAGACCUUGAGGAGAGAGUUACAUGGCACACUUGAGGUCAGGACAGAUACUCUUUCUAUGCAGAGAACUGCACUUGUGAGUUAUGCAUGCACCUACUGACACAAAUUCACACUCAAGUCUGUACAGAGCAUGGUGGCGUGUGCGGGGUGUAUGUGCUAUGAUGUGAGAUCAUGAGGGCAUGAGGAAAGGCUGGAAAAGUGACAUUCUUUAAUAUAUCCAACACUGACCCUUCAACCUGUCGAGAACAUUUAAACCUGAGUGCAUGUAUAUAGUGCAUGCCUUUUAUCUCUGCUCUGUGUGCAAAAGCAAGUGGGCAGGAAGAAACUGCUAAGCUGUCCAAUAUCUUUGACAGCAGAGAGGAGCCUUAAUGAGAGUUUCUCAUUACAGUGUGAGGACCUUAGCAUCCAGGUUUCCUGUUAUUGUUUUACUCAGGGAAUUAGCAGGAACUUAGAUGCUGAGAUACCUUUGUAUAUUAGGUAAGUUAUUAAAGUGGGCCAGCAUCCUUAAGUAUGAAAAGAAGUUUCCUGUAAAUGGCCAACCCUAUUGAUGUCAAUAAGAGUAGACUAACAAAUAGAAACACAGUUUACUCCAUAGGGUAUAGUUAAGCAACUGUACAAGCAGUUUGAGCACAUACUGGUUAUUGUAACUGUUAGAGAAGUAAAAACUGAUGUAGUUUUUGUAUUUAACUGUAUUGGCUUUAGGUGCACACAUGACUGGCAACAGUGUACAACUACUUUAUUAAAGCAGCGGUUCCAUUUUCCAUGGAACCACUGACCCCAUGGAAAAUGACCCCCUACAGGACUUUCACAGGAAAAGAGUGAUGCACUGCUGGAAUAAUAAACAUACAUUUUCAUGUUUUUACCAAUAGGAGGGAGGGAAACUUAGUUUUUGACACAGUCUGACCAACAGAAAGUUGACUAAACCACGCAGCAAGUGCACUGUUGUGAUUUUAGAUGAUAUGUAUAAAUCUAAUUUGGUCAAACUCAUGGCAGAUGAAACCUGGGUAACCCUGGGUUAGGAACCGUUGCUCCAGAAGACGUAGUAUUGAGAUACUGUUUCAAGAUUUCAUUAUGAUAUUGACUGAAGCUCACUUAAAUUUGUCACAAAGCUCCAGCUCUGGUUUAUGGCUGCAUUUUCAUCAUUACAAUAUGACCAUACACAACCUUCAAUUCAGAGGGGAGGAAUGCUGUCAGAACUAUGGACCUUUAUACAAAAACAACCGGAUUACAUCAUAGACAUAGAACUGUAAAUUUGAUCAAAUAGACAAGCAUCAGUAACAGUACAUUUUUUGCAUGUCAUACCAUCACAAUACUAGUUAUUGCUCAUCCUUCCUAUGUUUGCACCAUUCUGCCUGUGCAUUUUCAGUAUGUGCUGAGUUAAGAAUUAAGCCUCACAGUGGUUGACUGUCUCUCCUAGUCCAUCACAAUAGCGCACUGACAACGAAGAAUGUCUGCAGCUGCUUUCCUCGUGGUGAACUUGCAUACUGGUGGCCACUUCUUCAUAGCAAUCUACUUUAUGAAUUUUUUAGGAUAACUGAAAAAAUACAUAUGAUUAGACCUUGAAAAUUAGUGUCUACGGCCUGUAGUGUAAGCGCAGCUGAGGGUAGGAAUGGCUGUGAUGUAGUGAGGGGAAAAAAAACAAACUUAAAUUUGAACACACGUCAAAUGUUGAAGCUAAAAACAUUAUGAAUGUUCAAUGGCUCACAUUUAAAAGUUGAUGCAGCACAUUAAAAAAUGAAACAGGGGCAUGUUUGCCAUGGUGUUGCACCAUCUCUUCUUAUAACAACACUGUAAAUGUUUGGUAACCUAGGAAACCAGUUUCUGGGUUUCGAUAGUUAAAUGUUGUCCCAUUCUUGCCUGAUGUGAGAUUUUAACUUCACCACAGUUAGGGGUCCCCUUUUUAUCUUAUAAAAGGAGACACGUUUGGACUGGAGGCAGGCCAGUUAAGCACAAUAACUCUGAUGUAAGGUGCCUUCUCUGAUGUAUAAGCUGCUACCCAUGCCAUCGUGGAUGCUGGCUUUUGAAGUAUGCACUAAGUGGUCCCUCUACCUUUUAGAACAACGGAUGUAUUGUCCAUAAUUUCCAAAAAGAAUGUCAGAAUUCAACCAUGCAAAGUUUUCCACUUCAGGCCCAGAGAAGUCACUGGUAUUUUCUGAUCAUGUUUAUGUACAGUUUUCUCAUAAGGAACUAUUCACAGGACAUAUUUUCAGAUGUGGCCUUGAGCUCAUGCAGUGAUUUCCACUCCAGAAUCAUGUCUGCUUUUAAUGCACUGCUGCCUAAGGGCCCAAAGAUCACUGCCAUCUGGUACUGGUUUGGGGCCUUGUGGUUUUAGUACAGAGAUUUCUCUUGAUUUUUUUAAUCUUUUGAUGAUAUUGUGUGUUGUGAAAUCAUCUAAUUCGUUGCACAUUCACACUCAGGAACAACUAUAAAUAAUCAAUUUAUUUAUUUGCAUUACAAAACUUUUCUGUGUUUUGAAACAUGAUGUUGCUGGCAUCAAAUUUUAAAAUGAGCUCAUAUUUUCAUAAACAAUCUAACAUUCCCAUUUCAACAUUUGAUUUGUCCUCUUUGCAUUAUUUCCAGAUACAUACAGGCUUUUCAUGAUUUGCGAACUAUAAAAUCUUAAUGGAAUUGGGGUUGUAUAAUACUGUUAUGGUGUAUUUAGGCCUAUCGGUGUAAUAUGUUUACAAAGCUUCCUCACUUAAAACCAAAGACUAGGUUUGUUGUCAGUCUGUACUGAAGCAUAUUGGUCGGAUUGUAUAACAGCAAUACUCCAAAGAGCCGUCUGUUUACGGAAGCAGCUUCCUCAGGUUGUUAUUUAAGAGGUUUCUUGUAUGUCAUGCAAGAUGUCUUAUUAGCACAGAGUGGAGUUGGGGAAGUGUUUUUCUCCUGAUAAAAGGGGAAGAGUAUAGAUAAACCUUUUAUAGAACUGAGCCUGACGAAGCAAACAUUUAUGCUGGUACACUGCAUUUGGUUUUUCCCUAAAUAGCACUGCUGCCCACACAGCUCCAAAGCACUUCUGACAAUGAUUUCAGACUUCUAAAAAUACCUUGGAAAAAGUUUUAUUUUUAACAUAAUUUUAAAUCAAGAAUUGAAAAGUCAGGGUAUGACACCACUGGAUUUGAUGUUAUCUAAAUGUCACAAGGGCUGUGAACCUGUGACUCGUAAUUUACUGUCAUCAUGGAAACUUGAGCCUGCUGUGGUCAAACCCAGUGGACUGUUAAUGUAGUUUUUUGAUAAAGGCACUUUUCUUUGAAUCAGUAUUUUUAACAAACAUUUAGACCACAAAUUUUAUUGUAAGUUCAGCUUGUUAAUCAGUUAAAAGACUUGUGUUUCCGCUGCAUCUGCCUUCCCUCUACACUUGUGCAUAGUUGUCAGGCAAGGGAGAAGCCAAGCCCUCCCCUGUGUCUCCUGCCAAACAGGUUGGAUAAGGAGCUAGAGCAGGGAGAACAUGCUAAUGACACCCGGCUCACCGUCUCUCUGACUCAGAUUCUGGGCAAAAAGGUUGGCGGGUAGGUGGGGUGACACUAGUGUGAUAGAUGACAGCUGUGGCCUCGUGACAAUAAUUAGGUUCCAUUGGACAACAAGACAGGUUUUUUUUAAUUUAUGAUUUCUAGUGUGUGUGUGAGAGUUGCUACAGACUAAAAUAGCCAAUGUCACUGACUGUGCUGCUGACCUACAAAACAAUUAAAAACACUAAAAAGAAUUGAACUGUGUUGCCCAAUAUUUUACUAAUGCUAGGAGACAUGAAAUGUUUAUUUUUUCUCAGGCAACUCAUUGUGACUGCUAUUCUUUUUCAUCUCCGGAGAGCAGUUCUGUCACAGAGCAUGCUCGAGGGAAAUGGUUUCAUGUUUGUGCCUUUUUAGCUGAGGGGAAUGACAACACUUGGAGUUCAUGGUCUGCAGUUUGUCACAAAUUGUACCCAGAGAGUAUUGAUUGUGCCUCUGUUAGAAAGGAAAAACAAAAUAGUAAUGGAAGUUUAUUUACCUGACAGUGACCCACCGAGCACGCUGAUGUUUGAAUUGAGCCGACUGCUGUGAUUUUGACAGCUGACAUCCCCCGCAAGCAAAUCAAACACAACAUCAGCAAGAGGGCAAGCCUUUUAAAAGUGCACACAUCGACUCUGAGCUGAAUCCCAUGGUUUGCUUUGGGUCGUACCAUUAAUGAUUAAUAUGUGGCUACAACUAAUGGUUCUAUUGAUAACCAAUCAGUUGACAUUUUUCUCUUUUACAGAUGCGCUUUUUGUCCACAAAAUACCAUAAAACAGUUUGAAAAAAUGUAAGUCAGUGUUACCCGGAAGUCCAAAAUGACACCCUCAUUUUGGGUAAUUGAAACCAACAUUCAAAACCUCUCACUGACGUGAUCUUGCCCAUCAAAUUUUUGUCAUUACAUUGUAAGAUUUUGCCAAUACUUUCCUUACCAUCCCCUUAAAAACAUACAAGUGCAUGUGUAGUCACAUGACCUGUACUGUGUGGGACAUGAAAGCAACAGCAAAGAGACCUCAGUCUCAGGGUUCACUGCUUGAGCAACUUGUACUAAAGAAAAACGCUGUGUCCGCUGUUGGCAGGACACAGUUUAGCUGUAAAGAGAUGACAAAUAGCAACUCUGUGGAAAAACAGUUUCAGUAACAAAAUGUAAUACCACCAAUCUGUUUCACCACUCGGAGCACAAUCACGUUACCAAACAUGACCGGAGGGUGGUUCAAAUAAGGAUAGGGACUGACAGGCACUCAGCAACAAGUGUGAAGGAUAUGGCUCCCUUAGAGGGUUUGAACAUGAACUUAAAACCCUGAGAAUCGUCUAGCAUAAAAACACCAAACCUUCUUAGUAAGCUAUAAGGUUAAAUACUGUAAAUAAACUAUGUACUUUAUCAUUUAUCAUAAACGAGGUAAGGUAUCAUAAUAAACCUGUUAUUUGAGGCGUUAUUGUACAGCACCAGUUCACAUUGUUUAAUAUUAUGACAACAGCUUUAAGGGCAAUCGUUUUAAAGGGAUCUGUGUAAUUGCUGUAUUUAGUUUCUCUGCUCUUAGUUACUGUAUGUUUCACAAAACACCUGUAUUUGCAUCAAGUUUCUCCUAACCAACCAAAGCUUUUACCACCACUUAAUUCAGCUCAUAGCUGUUCUCAGUUUUAUCUGAGUGCUUCCAAACACGUGGAAACAUCGCCUCUUUACCCAGACUUUCAUCUAACAGGAAAAUGUCUGCACAGCACCCUGAGACACACAGUCAUUUCCCUCCUUUUGUCUGUUGAAUUUAGACUUUUCAGGGUGUGUUUAUUAAAAAUACCCACAUUGGGAUAAGAAUGAAAUCAUGAUUCAUUGUUUGGUGCUAUUUGGAAAUAGAGGAUGAUUGUAGUUAUUAGUUAAUGUUAGGGUUGUCUGAUUAGUUUGGGCAUCCAAAGUAAAGCAUCAAAAUAAACUCAUUUUCUUCUUCUCUACAUUGGCCACAUUGAAGUCCUGAACAUGCACCUUUACCUACUUUGCAGUUUGGAAUUUUGGAGGUCCUUCUUUGUGUACCAUAUGUCCUUGUAACUUGUCUCAAUCUUUGCCCUUUGAGUUGAGAUAACCUCACAGAUAACACAGAGGUAUAUAUGAAUGCCAUGGACUUUAGACCCCAGUCCACAAAGGUAUGCAGGCAUUAUAUAUAUAGGUAUGCUGAAAUGUCACUGCCUUUAAUAAUACCGAUCCCCGGGCAAAUUGACGCAGAAGCUACUCUCUGUCUUACAGUCCUUUAUUUAGAAUAUGUGGAAGUGUCUCGUAAAAUCAUCUCUCCCGUGGUUUGUUUGUUGAAAACCCUUUUUAAACUAUUUCCUGCUGCAGUAACCCAGUUUCUCGACACAAAUCUGUUUCAACUCAGCUGUUUUAUCUCUCCGCCACUUCCUGCUUCAUAUAAAAUAUGAUUAAUCAACACAGAGAUGUAAGGACCCUAGCGCCAAGUGUAAAAGCUUUUCUAUGAUACUUUAUAGUAACAUGACUAAACAGUUUUGCUUCUAUGACACCCUCAAGUUUCAGCGGGGCACUGAUUUACUUUUUAGUAGCUCUUUGUUUCUAAGCUCCCUCUGUGUCUCAUUUUCCUCUUCAGGAGAGCCCAUACUGUGACAGUGCUGUUCAUUCUGACCUGUGCUCUUGUCUACGUCACACUGUUGGAGGAAACACCCCAGGAUACAGCCUACAACACCAAGAGGUCAGUAAUCUUCAUGCGUCACUUCCUUAGUGUCCUCGAAUUCACUCAGGAAAUGUCCUUUAUUAGCAAACAAGGACAAAUGUUUCAAGCUUUGUUCAGAUAUUGCUUUUUGGAUGUAGAGUCAGACUGAUUAAGUUUUGAUUUUAUCAUAGGAAGUAGGUAGGGAAAUAUCUAUAUUUUCUGAGUUUAUUUCUUUUGGGGUCAUGUUGCAUUACUGAGAAUUUGUGACAAAAUCAACAGAUAAGCAGCAGCUUUUUAUCUCACUUUUAACAUGAUUUGGAGUGAAUCUGCAAGACUAAAGCAAAAAGGGUGAGGCCCAGAAUUCACUGUUUCAUAUCUAAUGACUGCCUUUUUCAGCAUCAUCAGCCUUGAGUCCAGUUUUUUCAUUUGUUAGCCCCAUAAGUAAGAUUUUGCUACUGCAAAUGAACAGAGCAUACUGCUACUCUGUUUCUCCAUGGAGUACAGCUGUGUGAUGCAUUUGAGUUAUUGAAAGUAAUAAAAUGCGAGUGCUUUUUCUUGCAGUUAUAAAGCCAUUAUGAUGCAUUAAGAGUCUUCUUAGAUUAACUGUACUCUCAGCGCUGUUUGCAGCUCAUUACGCCGAGCAUCAAAACUGAGUAAGCAGUCUUCCAAUUAGUUUUUGAAAGUCAUAUUAGUGUAAAAUGAAGAUGGAUUAAAAGGUCUGACUUAACUCAAUUUCCACCGUCUGAUUUGGUGCUAGUGUAGCCCUCUUUAGGCAUGCACUCUGGAAAAUUUCAGACAAAUUUCAGGGGCUCUUACCUGGAAAUUUACCUGACUGUACUGCAUUUGACAGGAUACUGGUCUGAAGACAUACACCUCUCUGAAAAUCUUUUUUUAAAGUUUCAUACUGGUGUACAAAAACAUGCUGCCUAGUCGUACAGCAUAGGUGUCCCUGUUCAUAACUGAAAUAUAUAAAUAAAAAGUGCAAAUUGACCACCUCUGUCAUUGAUUUAAGCUCCAGCAGCAGGGAAUUAUCGAUAGGAUUUGCUUUAGUGUUAUUUUGUUUGUUUGUUUCUUUUUAUUUUGUGACAUGUUAAAUAAUAAUAAUAGUAAUAAUGAUAACAUUAUUAAUAAUAAUAAUAAUAAUAAUAAUAAUAGAAUUAAGAGUAAAAUAAAAUAAAUUACUUUUGUUAUCAUACAAUAGUGGAGAGACUUAACAAUACAAUAAAAUACAAAGUUUAUAAAUAUAAAGAAAAAAAGACAAACUAUAACUUCUUCUGUUUGUUUGUUUCUUUAUAUGCGUUACAUGUAAAUAAUAAUAAUCAUAUAAAAAUAAAAUAAAUGACUAUUGUUAUCAUACAAUAGUGGAGAUUUUUACAAUACAAUACAAAGUAGACAAAUAUAAAGAAAAAAAUAUUAUGAAUAAAAAAAAAAAACAGCUAUACUUUACAUAUCCAAAAAGAAGUGGGAAGAAGUAGUUCUUAUUUAAUCCCACCCUUUAUCCAUAUUGCAUAUUACUUUGCUUCCUUAUCAAUAUGAAUUGAUACAAUAUUAAAUUACAAUCAUGAGUACAGCCAUAUACAGACUUACACUUAUCCUUACUCAUAUAUAAACUGAAAGUUUCUCCUCCAAAUAAAAUAAAAAAUAAUAUAAAAUUCUUCAAUGAGAGCAUCCGGGCUUAAUCCCAAAAUGAUACCAGGGGCUUAGCAGGAUGUAUUUCAAGUGAGGUCAAGGUAAAAAAACUUUUUUUUUUAGAUAAAUAAUAAAGCUGUGUUUGUGGUGUCUCCAGUCUGACAGGACAGAGUUUUAUAAAAUGAUAUUUAACAGAGCUUUUUUUAUCUGCAUGUAAAAGUUCUCUUUUCUUUCAACUCUCUCAAACCACAGCUGGUCAGAAACUGAAUUAUGUAAGCUCAAUUUAAGCAAUAGCGUAAUGGAAAUUAAGUACACAAGCCAAUCCACUGAUUUCAGAAAAAGUUUUUUAUAGAGGCCUAACAUCCCUCUGUGCUGCUGUGGUAAAGCAGUGAGGAAAAAGUGCAUUAGUUUUGGCAAAUUGCACUCAUCUCCUGCUUUUGAUUUGCUGUGCUCCUAAUUCCUCUUCUCAGGGUGUUACACAAACAUCUCACAAAUCAUUUUAACCUUUUUAGACAGAGUUGCUAGAGCUGACCCAGAUUUUUUCACUUUGUCUGCCUGUGCUUCUUCUUCAUGUGAGUUUGUGUCUGAUUUGGAGAAAUCUGAUGAUGGUCUGAAUUUGAGCUUUACGUCCUACAACUCUCAGGAGUUUAAUGGUUAUUAAAUAUCCCCAAAUCCCCAUGAUUAGUGUGAACCAACUGUGAAAAACAGUUCAGUAGUUUGAGACUCUUGAUGCUGAAAUCGUUUCAUAUUCUGAUCAGCCUUUAGAUAGGUGUGUGUGGGAGUUUCAAUGGAAUAGUAAAAUGCAGCGAAAUCAUUAGCGAGCUGCACAAACGACGUGUGAGUGUGUGUCUGCGACAGUGAGUGAGUGAGUGAUCGGAGGUUGUGUUUGUGAGGGAUUGUGGGAUGGUUCUUAACAGGAUUUGCUGUAGUCAGCGCAGUCUGGCUCUCCAGGAUAAAGACCCUAGAGCUUCUUCCUGGCAGCAAAGGACACUCGUACACACGCAAAAACACACACCCACACACACACACACACACACACAGUCUCACUUAUAUGUGCAUUUACACGCUAAUGGGUCCACUGAUCCUCUUCCACUCCUCUUAGAAUAUCAUCAUCCUUUUGACCAACUCGAUACUACCACCAGCUCAUGCACAGAAACACACACUCGCAGUUUCACAAUGUGUCACUCAGUCACUCGCUCACAUUAAUGCGCCCACACUUGUUGGCAGGCCUGAGCUGAAAUCUCAUUGUGUCCAGUUGCCAAGCCUUCUGUUCAUUUGUGAGUUAAGGUCUGGUCUCCUGCUUUUCAGAUGUCAACACAGCGGAGAUUAAAGGCGACACCACGGGGCAGCAGGUUCAGAUUCAUCUCCUCUCUGAGUAAACACAGAGGGAAUUAUAAUGAGGUCAAUAAUAGCGGCUCAGCUGCUGAGACAGGCCCCCAGAUUCAUGCUAAAUCUUAUUACGCUGCAUUGAACUCCUCUUCCUGCUCUUUGUACUUAUUUUUAGAUCACUGACAUCAAAUUUUCUCCUGAAAAGCCUUUAAAUGAGUCCAGUCUCAUGAAAAAAUGAAUAUUGGCUGAAUAUCUUUUUUUAAGAAAAGAUUAUAUACACACUUGAAAUGUUCUUGGAGUAUUUGCUUUGCUACUCUGUGUCUUAAUGCACCGAGCAGUGUCUCUCAUUCGUCCUCCCAUGCUUUCUCUUCUUUUUCGACCAUACUUAUCAGCAGCUCAUUUACAAAGAUACCCUAACAAUGCAACUGAGAAAUUACAGCAUUUCACUUGAUAAGGCGUUAUCACAGUAUACACUUGAUAAGUUAUGAAGGUGUGGACAGGGCUUUUCAGUGACAGAGACAGAAAUAGCAUUGAGUUGUCGACCGCAGCGGCUGGAAAUAACUUUCAGAAGCAAGAAGCAAAAGGAGGUUUAUAUCUAACAUGUAAUGUUGUGCAUGAAUCAGUGCAUGAACAGGAGAGAUACUGCAGGACCUCUCUAUCUUUGAUCACCUGCAGAGCAUGUGUCUAGUACUGCGGGUUAUCACAUGCAAAAGAGCUACGGGAUAUCAUCCACAGAUUUUUUUUUAGGGCUUUAUGCCAGGACUGAUUUCAGGGGUGACCCGAUACAACUAUUUUACUUCAGAUAUGACACCAAUAUUGUAGCCUUCGGUACUGUCUGAUACCGAUAUUGAUCUGAUAUUGGCACAAACUUGUGCAUGACAAGUUUUGCACUCAGCUGCAACAUCUUUUUCGGACUUUAAUGAAAAAUACUGCUACAUGGCCAACAUCACUCCUACUCCUUGCUACUUUUUUUCCCCUUAGAACACACUGUUGGCCGACAUAAUUCGAUAUUCGUUUUUUACCGAUAUCAGACCCAUACCUAAUAUCAAUAUCAUAUUGAGACAUCCCUUCUGAGUUUUUGCAGUUAAUGAAGCUGAUAACUGGAAUUUUGAACCAGGGCUGCCACACUAAACCUGAAGUGAUAAUAAACAAAUAUCUUAAAAAAAAUAAAAAUAAAUAAAGAUGUUGUGCUAAAAAUAAACAUACACUGAGUCCAUAAUCGUGUUGGAAGAUAGACAGAGAGGUAGCAGACUGGAUUUGACUGUCAGCUGUGACUAACCCAAAUGUUUAUGCUGUUAGUGUCAGCUUCAGUAUCUGAAUUGAAAACAUCAUAUUGAUCUGUAAUGAAACUUCUAUCUAACUAAAUUGUAUCUCCUUUUUUUCUGUACAGAGGGAUCGUGGCCAGCAUCCUGGUGUUUCUCUGUUUUGGUGUUACUCAAGCCAAAGAUGGACCCUUCACCAGACCACAUCCAGGUAAGAAAAACAUGCUAAUCAGUUGAUGCAUCUAUUGAAAAUGUCUUAAGUAUUAAAAAAAGAGCAAGAGACACAACCUGAACACCACAUAUAUAACAUACAGUUAUCAUAAGAAGCCCAGGUAUUCAGUCUGAGGUUUUAUUGACCUAUUUAUUGAUUGUUUCUCUGUUUAUUUCCUGCACGGAGAUGUAAGAGAACCUAAGAGCAGUUACCACUAAUUUGAUCAAUAGGAACAUCUGAGAGGCUUAUGUUGACUCAAAAAUGAAAUCAAGCUCUUCUGAGUGCUGCUAAUCAAUACAGAGAAAUUAGAGUCGAAUUAAAAAAGACAACUGAGUAAAUCAAGAAUUCAGGGUGGUAGGCUGAGUGUUUUUCCACUCGGAUCCCUCAGAGAAUAAGUGAAAGAAACAAACAAGCCUACACAGGGUGAGCACCUCCAUCACAUGGGGUCUCUGCUGCCCUUAUUAAAUCCAGAACUCUGCGGUCUUCAGUGAAUAGAAAAGAAAAAAAACAACAUGAAAACAAUGCAACCCCUCUGAAACACAAGCACCGCUCCCACUGAUCAGAGAGCUGCUGUUUAAAUGUAAGAUAAGAAUGAAACUUGAGGUUUUUAUGACACACUGUUUGUAUAAUAAUUUACAGCUAUAACCUAAAACAAACAGUCCCACGGCUGCAGAGAGGUUCCUAAGACAGCAAUAGUGCAGCCUGAGUGGAGAGUUUGGAGCUGUGUUGUAGGGGUGGGAGAAACAAUCGAUACCGCAAAGUAUUGCCUAUAUUGAUAUAUCGUAUCGUCUAAUUUAUCAAGUAUUGAUUUUUCAAAUUAAUUGCUAACAUGAAGUCAAAUCUAUGAUUAUUGAAAAAUAAAAUCAACUGUUUGUCCGGUGAGGUUGGCAGAGGUGAAAUCAUAGAGCAGGAGAAAGUUAGUGCAACAAAUAUAUAUAAAAGGUUUGCAAGAUGUGCUACAUGAAAAUAAAAAACAGCAUAAAUAAGACAAACAUAAAGGAAAGACAAACGCUAAAUUAGCUAAACAGUAAAAAAAAAAAAAGGUAUAAAUCGUACUAUAUUGUAUCCUAAUACUCACUGUAUUGAAAAAUGUUAAAACUGCAAAAAUAAGUCAGACUGAUGAUGGAUAAUGCUGCAUAUGAACUAAUGAUAGCAAGGUUUAAUGAUAACAAAGAGAAAUGUAACCAGGUCUGGGGCCAUUUUCUGAGUUAUGUAAAAGGGAAUAGGUGCGUAUGACAUGUGAGGAGAUGAUGACUUAUGUGAGUAUGUAUAUAUGAGCAGGCAAAUGUGUGUAUGUAUAGGUAUAUUAUCAUAUAUUCCUGUUCUUUUAUAGACACUGUUUUAGUGUUGAGCAAUGUGCUGUUAUGUUUAUGGGUUGGGCUCUGUCUGAAUAUAUAUGCAUACUCUGUUUCUGGUGUAAUUGUGAUCAAUAUGGUUGUUUUGUUUGUGCUGAAGUUUGAUAUCUUCUGUAUAAUUUUUAAUUUAUAAAAGUUGAAUAAAAACUUAAAUUACACAGAAAAAAAUCAUAAAAAUACUGUAUCGGGGCUUAAAUAUCGUGAUAAUAUUGUAUCAUGGAGCCACUGGUGAUUCCCACCCGUACUGUGUUCACUGGUUGCGUUAAGGGAGAGCUGCAGAGAAGGGACAAAGAGAAAGCGGUCAGACUUGUCAGGCAUUAUUUCUAACCUAAACACGCAAGUUUUCCACAAACACUGUUUUUCCAGGCUUAAACAGAGUUUGUAAAAAACAAAACUUCCCAUGAUUGUUUAAGAUAAACCUGCACCAGAAGCAAAACUACCGUUUGGUUUGAAGUUAGAGUCUGCUUUGUUACACUGAUACUGUCACUGAACCUUGUCUAUACAGUACCUGUGAUUUCUGUUAUAGUGACUCUGCCCUCAGUUCAAACAGUUACAUUUUUUAACAUAAGGCUCCUCUCCUGCCUCACACAACAUGUUUCCCUAUUUGCUCCAGAGGAAACAUAGAAAGGAAGGAAGAUAACAGGGUGUGGAGGUCACAUGGAGACGUGUGCGUCGAAUGUUGCUGGUUAUCAAAGGCGUGAAGUAUCUAAACAAGAAUAUGGUCUCCUGUCCUGUUGUUACAUUACUUGUCCUUUCUUGCCCCCUUCUUGUGUGAAUGGAAAGACAAGCGAAGGGUUUGUUUCAGAGUGUUUGUGUUUCCAUUGUCUAUGUCAUUUCUGUGACCUGUUCAGCCAGCCAAGUAGGUUCAGUUGCCGUGCACCUUGUUGCGGUUGCAUCACACGUCUGUAUCCUGGGAAAAGACCCAGAGGGACGUUUAAGUUUAUAGGCAGAAACUCUCCACGGUUCACAGGCUGGGAGUGUCAAAGCAAACAGAGCGGGUAUGCAUCAACUUACAAUAAACUUAAAGCAACAGUUGGAGUUUAAUUUUUUCAUGUCAAGAGGCUGAAUGGGAGUUCUUGACUCUCACUCUUAUCUCAAAGCAUGCUUUAAUUUGUCAGCUCAAAGUCACUUAGUCAUAUAAUAUCAGCCAAAAAAAUGCUUUGACUGAAGGAAGCAGCUGAGCGAAUGUGACAUCAACCAAGUUUUGAGUCAUAUCAUUGACUGGAUGUCAAAAGCUGCUUUUUAUAGCUGUUGCUUCCACUCAAACCAUCACUCCUUCUCUUCGUCUUCCCACAGCUUACUGGAGAUUCUGGCUUUGUGUCACCGUCGUCUACGAGCUGUUCCUGAUAUUCAUCCUUUUCCAGGUAGGUAUCUCUACGGUACUGGAGCCAUGAUGGGCGGAAACAUUCGUAGUGAGAUUGAACACAUUCAUCAAUGAGGAUGUGUAUGUUUAGUCGAUCACCAAACAAUCAUUGUCCCCCUUGCUAGUGGACUCCAGAAUCUGUUAAACAUAUUAUUGACAUUUCAGAUUAUUGUUUGUUUGUUUAUUUAAAAGGAUCCCCAUUAACUGACCCCAAGACGACAGCUAGUCUUCCUGAGGUCCAGACAAUGCAUACAAAACACAAUAUUUACAAUCUCAAUUACUCACAAUGUCAAUUAAAAGACAAAAACAACACUGAGAGUAAAAAAUAAAAACAAUUAAAUAAGGAAAAGCAACAUACCUUUCAUGUAUCACAUGACAAAACCUCGCUCAAUCAAUAAUCAAGAUGAUAUUAUGGUGCUGAGAACAAAUAUUACUGUAGGCCUGAAAUGUUUGGCAUACAGUGUCUUUAAGAUUCAUCACAACCACCCACUGCUAGCCAAGGCUGUAGCUCCUGUUAGUGGUGGCUGCUCUAAUGCUAUAAUAAUGCUUUACUAUUUGGAUGAAAACAAGCAAAGAUUGCAUCUUAUUGGCAGUAUUAACAUCGAGAAAAUGGAGAUAAAGUUGUUUGUAGGUGGUAUCUGGUCAAACUGGUAUAUAACCAGUCAGCAGGAGUAAUGCGUGUCCAGUAAAAGUCUGUGGUCGCUCCCCCUUAAAGAGGACUGUAGGCUGGUUGUGAAAGCUCUGCUAAUAUUGGCCAUUCUUGCUAAUCAAUUGGGGUAUCAGCCUUGUAAAAGUCUAUGCUGAUAGUACGCUGAUUUGCGAUUAAUGGGCUGACCGAUUAAUCCUCUUAUCUCGUCACCAAACCUUUUUAAAAUGGACUCUCCAGUCCCAGAGCAAGGAGGGAAAACUUUCUAGAAUCGUGGGAUUUAUCUGUUAAAAGCAGGCAUGGUGCAACAUUUUAAAGACCAAUGCCAAACAGAUGCCAAAGAGUAGGAUUUAAAACGAAUCUCCAAUCCCUGGAAGUACUUUUUAUUUUCUCCCAGUUUAAUCAAAACAUCCAAAUCUGAGCCAGAUGCUUCACAACAAAGUAGAAACACUUAACAGCUGUCAGAGUAUCUUAAUCAGGUCUGGAUCCUUUCUAAAGAACUAAAAUCACUUACACCGUCUAAUUUGACGACUAUUGCAACGCAGACUGUUUUUGUAUAUGUCUCUGUGUCUUCAUUAAAGAACUGCCUUUAGGGACAAUGAGCUUUCGCUGAUGGUUUCUUUACUUCUCUUUUAGACUGUGCAUGAUGGCCGACAGUUCAUGAAGUACAUUGACCCCAAACUCGGGGUGCCUCUCCCUGAGCGCGACUAUGGAGGAAACUGCCUCAUGUACGACCCUGGAAACACCACCGACCCUUUCCACAACAUCUGGGUAAGACUCUUGAAUCCCUCUGACUCACUCCAGCUCAAAUUUUACAAACAAGUUUUGAGUUUGCAGCAACAUUUAUGAUCCUUAAAUUGAAAAGUAGGGUAAAUGUUGUAGAUGUGGAAUAGAAUAGUAGAAUAAAUAGCCCAGAAGCCAUUGCAAGUCCGUUUGCAGUCAUCUGCCUGUCUGUAAAAUGACCAGUUAUUUCCUAUCUUCAUUCGCUCUCUUACUCAGGCAUACACUCAUGCCCCUCUGUCACACUAGCACUCCACCCCUGUCUCACUUUCUCCUGUGGUCCUCUCUCACUCACACACACAAACACAUAGUUGGUGUGUCUGCAUGCCGCUUUGCUCCAGGGGUUUGUGUCUGCUGGUGCAUAUUACAGCCCGUCAGUAGAACCAGACCCUUUUUCCCCCGCGGGGAAGUCUGCUGCUGCUGCUGCUACCAUCAUGACCCACAGUCCAUUUCUACCGUUGGCCUGAUUUCAGUCUGUCAGAGUGGGUCAAACCACCACAUCCUCCUCCACUGAGUUACAGAUCAUCCAUGUAAAUAACCCUCCUCAGAUGUCAAAUUAAGACCAGAUAUUUAGCACUGCCGUCAGUCAAACAUGGAAGGGAUUUGCAGCUACAGGGUAGUUUGGAUUAAAGGUUAAAAAAAAACAUAGCGGUGUUGUGGAACCGGACAAAAAUACUCAUCAGAUGGACCGUGAUGUUAGGAAUAAGAAACAGGGACAGUUAGACGUAGUUCAUUUGUGUGCUGCAUGAGGCCCAUAUGAGUUUUUUACAUGAAGAAAAUUUGAACUAAAUUAAUCUUGUUAUAUUUUGUCUCUGCAGGAUAAGAUGGAUGGCUUUGUUCCAGCUCACUUCCUGGGAUGGUACAUUAAGGUAGGUGUUAAUGGAGCAGGCAGGUCAUGUGACAUCUGUGUGCACUUACUGACUGAACUGUAACUGUGUCAGCUGCCAAGUUUAGAGUGAAUUAGUGUCAGUGACUGUGUUUUGAGAGAAGUAUUUGGCACGUUCUGUCAGCAUGCGAGGAAUGGUAACUAUUUCUGAUAGCACAUGACACACAUUUAAGUCCACUGAAGAUAAAGAGUUUUUCACAAUCCUGACCUGGAAGAUUGCGAGAACCGAAAUCACAAAGAGUUCACUGGUGUGUUGUGAAAUUUUAGGGUUAAGCCACAAAAACAAAUCAUGAUCAGGCAUUUUUUCUGUGACAGUGUUUUUCAUACAGCAGAAGGCUCAGCAGUAUCAGUGUUCUCUGAAACAUUUACAGCAGUGGGAAAAUGUUCCCUGUCUUUCUAUGGUAUCUCUCUGACCUCCUCCCACUCCCCGCCACUCUUCUCCUCCUACUCACCCUCUCCUUUUGCUCUCUCCUCUUCCUCAGACUCUGAUGAUUCGCGAUUGGUGGAUGUGUAUGAUAAUCAGUGUCAUGUUCGAGUUCCUGGAAUACAGCCUAGAACACCAGUUACCUAACUUCUCUGAGUGCUGGUGGGACCACGUAUGUAUAAAUAUCACUGCUCUUUUUAGAUUGAACUCAGGAUUAUAACCUGGAUUGGAUUCUCAGGUCUUUGACCAUAAAAAAGACAAAGAUAGAUUCUAAACUGGUGAAUUGUGGUGUUUGCUAAUUGAAGACUAUUAAAAUGAAACUUCUUUAUCAUUUGAACAAUAUUCUAGUGUUUCCUCUAUUUCCCCAGAAAUUAAAGGCGUAGAUUAAUACGGUUGAUUGUUAUUUUUAUAAAAACGGCCUAUAAAAUAUAAUUUGCGCAAUUUCAGACUCUAAAGCUAGCAAUCGUUUCAUUACUUUCAAGCGAAAUUAAUCUCACCACUCGCUCUCUAUCUCACAACAUAUAGACACGCCGACAUGCCACGCCGCGUAGUUCAGGGCGCGUCAUGUCAGCACCACUGAUUCUGGUAUUCUGGUCGUGAACGCUUGCGGCACAUACUCUGCCAGUUUGCCACAGGAUGGUUUUGAAAACCUGGGGUUCUGGCUCCUUUCCAUCAUGUUUUCCGCCACCAGAACAACAAAAAUAACUGGGCAUGGAGCACCGAACUGUCCGCGAAUGUUCAGCAGCCCGAUUGAACAUACCUGAAUUCCUCAAAAAGACGGUAUGAGGAUGGUACGUAGUGACGGUACGUAGAGGACGGUACGUUGAGGACGCCACACAUUCUCUUGUAGAUGCUAGCUUGAGCAUCCCUCCCAGCCCCAAAAGCAGCGCUGGUUCAUCUCCCACCACCCCUAUGUCAUUCAGGGGUGAUAUAUGUCUACCUGUUGCAUCCCCGUCCCCCCUGCCAACACGGAAACGCUAGGGGAAACACUGUAUUCACAUUAAAUAUGGAGUACAUCCUUCUUUAGUACUUCAUGAUUCAUGAAGUAAAACCUUUUGAGCAAAAAGGCACAAAUAAGGCAGCCAAUAAGACACUCCCAAAUCAAACACUGACAUUGUUUUCAUCUUAGAUAAGGUCUGAACCAAACAUGCCAUGCCUUUGGAUUGGUGUUGAUGAAGAUAUUGCAGCAAAUGAACUCCAUCAGAGUCAUUUUGUCGCGUCUUGCUACAUGAACGCAGCUGCUUUACUGUCAAAGCUGUUCAGUUCGCUCCCUGAGAGUUACAAGUGUCAUUAUGUGGUCAUUUAUUCACAUGAUAAGAGCUUUAUGGUACGCCAGUAAAACAUUGGAAAGCUUAUAAAGGAGUUAGUGAUUGCAGGAGCGAUUGUGCUGGGAUCAUUAAAAGCAAGGACAGACAGCCGAGUUGUAAUAUGUUGACUAUAACAACAAAUUUAGACCUGGAUGAGAAUUAAGUGCUUUACUUAUUUUCUUUAUUCUUUCUUUACAGCUUGAUAAAGUUGUUUCUCUUUUUCUAGUGGAUUAUGGAUGUGUUGGUGUGUAACGGUCUGGGGAUCUACUGCGGGAUGAAGACCUUAGCCUGGUUGUCGAUGAAGCCCUACCAGUGGCAGGGCCUGUGGAACAUUCCUACAUACAAGUACGACUUCAAACUCACUGCCUCAAAACACCAAUAACAAACGUACCUUUAAAACUGGAUUUGGUCUAUUUGAAGAUGUACCUAACCUAAGAACCUAAGACAAGGCCCCUGAAAGAAAUGCAUGAAGAUAAAUUGUGUUUAUUUCUGUAUUUUGUGUGUUUGUAAUUUGACUCUGUUGUGCUUCUUGUAGGGGAAAGAUCAAGCGUAUCGCAUUCCAGUUCACACCCUACAGCUGGGUGAAGUUUGAGUGGAAACCUGCAUCAAACCUUCGCCGCUGGCUUGCUGUUCUAGGAAUCAUCUUCAUGGUAAGAAGAAGUAUCAGGGGACCAAAUCUGAGAUUAUAUGACGUACAAGUAUAAAAGUUACUUAAUAAAUUGUUAUCUUGGGUUUAUCACCCUUUUUUGAACUCAGUGCGGACUUGUGUUCGCUUUCUCUUCCCUCCUCAGUUCCUCUUGGCUGAGUUGAACACCUUCUAUCUGAAGUUUGUGUUGUGGAUGCCUCCUGAACACUACCUGGUGCUGCUCCGUCUGGUCUUUUUUGUCAACGUGGGAGGUGUAGCCAUGAGGGAAAUCUACGACUUCAUGGAUGACCCGUGAGUAGCGUUAGCGUGAGGUGGGCUGGUGGGGUUAGCAUAGGAGUUAGAUUGACAAAUUUGUAGAAAGCUUUUUCUUCAGCUGCUCUUGAGCUAAUAUGAUAUGAUUAGUUUAAACGGCAUGUUGCUAAUAGUCCGUGUCAUUUUUUUAAAGAUAUUACCCAAAUGUUUGCGUUCCACAUCCUUACUGUGAAGAUUUAUUACAAUUCUUAGUCAUCUGAAAACCAAAGGAAGAGAUGGUUGAACAAAGACAAACAUCACAAGCAAACUUAGAAACCAAAUUUUUCUAUGUCCACUUUUUUUUUUCACUUUUUUUUUCUGUCUUUCAUUUCCUUCUCUCUCUUCGCCUUGUCUUUCUUUCUUUUUUCCUUCUUUUUCUUUCUCUUUUCCCUCUUUUUCUCUCUUUCUUUCUUUCUUUAUUUCUAUCUCUCUUUCUUUUCUUUCUCAAUCUUUUUUCUUUCUUUCUUUCUCUCUUUCUUUUCCUUCUCAAUCUUUUUUCUUUCUUUCUUUCUUUCUUUUCGUUUUUCUUUUCUUUCUUUCUUUCUUUCUUUCUUUCUUCUUUUAUUUUUUCUCUUUCCUUCUUUCUUUUGUUCUUUAUUCAUUUAUUUUUUUCUCUUUCUUUCUUUAUUCAUUCAUUUUAUUUUUCUUUCUUUCUUUCUUUCUUUCUUUCUUUCUUUCUUUCUUUCUUUCUUUCUUUCUUUCUUUCUUUCUUUCUUUCUUUCAGGAAGUUCCACAAGAAGCUGGGUCAGCAGGCCUGGCUGGUGGCAGCCAUCACUGUAACCGAGUUCCUCAUAGUCGUCAAGUACGAUCCCAACACCAUCAUGCUGCCUAUCCCCUUCUUCGUCAUGCAGUGCUGGUUUUUAGGACUCAUCCUCAUCUUUACCUGGACCUUAUGGAGGUUCUUCAUCCGGUAAGAAGUGGGAUGUUACCAGGGGUAACCUAAUUUCUUAUAAAAACUUCAGAGACUCUGCAGUGUUUUGAUGCAAAUAAUAAUAAUAAUACCUACACAGAAGCUUUGACAGCGUUCUACAACUGUGAAAUGUACUGACCCAGACUCAGUUUGAGCUGAUUUUCCAGCCAAGAUUAUUCUAGCAGUGCAAAAGUGUUAUCAUCUUUUUAUUCAGAGGGGAAAAUAGGGUUUCUGUGAGGAGGGAGCUCAUAAUUGUUGUUUUUAUAAAGAAGACUUUCACAAAAUAAAGGGAUGCACUUCAGCUGCCCUGCCUCUACACUCAGGAAGCUCAAAUGUUAUUCCUCUCAUUGAAUUGCCAGAAUCAGUUUCUUUCAGAGUAGCCCACUGGAUUUUAUGACUUUAGAUGCAUGGGAUCUUAUUCAAUAAUAUUUAUAGAUUUUCUUUUCGGCGCAUAACCGUCAGCAGCGAUAUAUCCUCAGCUACUUUUUUGUUUGGUCCACCUUCUGUUGAGCUCUGUUCCUGAUUUUCCCAGCAUGGUAAGCUUCUCAUCUGUCUCUCUCCCAUCCUUUCUCUUUUUCCUUUCCCUUCUCCUGAACUCUGUCUUUCUUUUGCUCAGCAGUAGUGUCCAUGCACACUGAGGUAGGUAUAUGAGAGAGCUGCUCCCAUGUAUCACCAGCGUUGUAUUUCUUUUUAAAUGAAUCACUGUGGAGAUCAUUGACUUAUUCAGAGGAUCUUUGAGAUCAACACAGAUAACUCUUCACCUGCAUGACACUUCUUUUUUGUUUUGUGUUUUUUUUUUUUUUUUUGCUGUGUUGGACCGAUCAUCUUCAUUUUCAUUUUUCUUACCCUUCGCUGAAGUUAACAAACUCAGACAGCAGCCAGCUGAUGCUGACACCGUAGAUAGGACAGAAAAACUGAGUACCUCGCACACACACAGACUUGACGUCAGUCAGCAUGCCAGCUCUUUCUGCUGAGCUACCCAUCAUCUCAACUCUGUAUCUCACAGUGCACCCUCUCCAUUCGUACUCUGCAGUGCAUUAAGGACACUGACGCAUGCCAUUAAUACUCUCUCACAUCUUGGUGAAACUCUAUUCACAUUAGCAACAUGGGAUUUCCUUUAGGAUUUAUAAAGUUCUGUCUUAUCCCAUAAAAAGGUAUUACUUCACUACAUUUUAGGGUUUUCUGACAGGAAGGAGGAAGAGCAGUAGGUGAUGUUGAAAACUGCUCUGUGUGCCAGCAAACAGGCUGAGAAGCUUUAUAGUUUAUAUCACAAUAUACUGAUAUUGUUGUAAGCAGGGAGAUUACUUUGAAGUGUUUAUUAAUGUGCAGUAUUUGUCAAUGAUUAUCUCGUAUCCUAAUUUAUAUCAUUACGACUGUGUUUAUUCAAUCUGUCCUUCACUCACUCACUCACUACCCAUACAAAGCCUCCAACCAUGGGGGUGCAAUCAGACACUCAUGAAAAGACUUAAAAGCUGUGGAUACUUAAAGGUAGAAUCUGAUGUUGUGUAAAAUGCUGAAAAAUUAGAACUGAUGGUGGUUUGCAAAUCCUUUAAAUUCAAUAUGUAAUAGAAAAAAAGAGCAGAGGCAACAAUGUUAAAAAAAUUAUAUAUAUAUUUAUAUAUAUAUAGUGUUUUAUGAAAGAUUUAUGCUUGUUUUGAAUUUGAAGAUGGCAAUAUGUUUAAAAAAGUUGUGUUGCAUCACCUCUUUUUGAACAACACUUUCGAAAUGUUCUUUUUUAUUAAUUGCUGAUCUGUGGUGCUUACAGGGGGAAUGUUUGCUGCUGUGAAUGUCUCGCAUUUGUUUGUUCCCUGAUUGUUAAAUAAUAAGGAAGGUUAACAGUGAAAUGAGUUGACCUUUGGGGAUUUAUAAAGUUGUCUGAAUCUGAAUCUGAGUUUGAGACCGGUCUCUGAAGGUUUUGAGAGCGAUCCAGUUAUAUUCUCACCUGAUGUGGGAUCUCAGCUCAGGGUUAGAGAAGUCACUGGUGUUUCUGGUUGAUUUAGAUUUCCUCUUUGCAUGGUACAGUUUUAGCCACUUCCGUGGAUGCAGGAGCAAACUGUGAUUAAAGACAGUGAUGUUUUGAGAGGGAUUUUGAGCCCAUGCAGUGACUUCCACUACAGAGUCAUGGCUGUUUUUUAAUGCAGUGGGUCUGAAGGUGAAGGCCAUACAUUACUGGUUUUUGACCUUGUCUUUUUGUACAGAGAUUUCUACAGAUUCUCUGAAUUUUUGGAUGCUGAAAGUUUUUUUGUAAACUAACACUGAGAAAUAUUGUUGUAAAACUGUUGUAUUAUUAACUCACACAGCCUCUCACAGAGCGAUGUGUCAUUUCCAAACCUUUAAAUGCCCCUUUUCUGUACCCACUUAUGUUAAAAUCAUGCUAUUUAUUCUAAUUGCUAGUGGUCGAUAUGUCGAUAUAUCAUUACUGUGGAAAAGACAAUUUUGCUGAUGGUGACAAGGAAAGUUCUUAAAUUGAUGAUUGGCUGCUUCAUUGUUGAUGUUGACUUGAUUGACUCUGUGCAUUGGCUUCAACACUGCGUGACAGUACCUGUGUCCAAAUGGACUUGAAGCACUUAGUAGUUCUUACUGAUCUUUUCUUCUUGUCUAGAUCUUUGCUUGUUUUGUUCUUGCUCUCAAAUGUACAUUGCUUUGGAUAAAAGCGCCUGCUAAAUGAUAUUGUACAAUUGUAGCCAGAAACAAAUGUGAGUCAAGUCAAGAAAUGAAGGAAAAAUACAUCAGACUUUGUUAUAGAUAUUGGAAUAGAGGUAAUAUGAAACUCCAUUACUCUAUAAAUCAUAGAAGAAUGCAUAUCAUAGAGACACAGUCACAGUUAGAUUUGAGCUGCUGUCAUUUAAUGUGUUACAAGUAAAAAAGAUGUUGACGCUGCUGGACUGCUGCUACACUGACGAGGCUGUUCACAGUGUCACUUUUUUAAAUGUGCUGCUGGCGUCAAGCUCAAGGCAACAUUUUUUAAGAAACAAAUUCUUUUGCAAACCAUCCAGAUGUUUUUGUACCAACAUUAUACACAAAACUUUUUUUUUUUUUUAAUUUUAGAGGUACUUAAAUUGUUGCCUUUGUUGUGAUGGGUGUAAGGGUGUUAUACAUGGAUGAGGAUUAGGGCCACAUAAAGAGGAAAAUAAUAAUUACAGGAAGUAGAUUAAAGUCAAAUUUCGAGAUUUAAGUUGAAAUUUUGAGAUUAAAAAAUCAAAAUUAUGCCAAUGAAGUCAAAAUUUUGAGAUUAAAAAUUGAAAUUUCAAGAUUAAAGACUAAACUUUGAGAUUAAAGUCGAAAUUUUGAGUUAAAAAAAAAUUUAAAAUUAUGUCAAUAAAGGCAUAAAUUCCGAGAUUAAAAAUACAAAAAUUAGAUUAAAGUCAAAAUUUCGAGAUCACAAAAUGUGAAUAAUGUCAAAAUUUUGACAAAGUCGAAAUUUUGACUUUAAUUGCAAAAUGGAAAUUAAAAAAAUCUCCCUCCUGUAAUUAUUAUUUUUCUCUUCUUUUGGCCCGUAUCCUCUUUCAUAGUUAUAACUCCAAACAGUUGACAGGGUAAGUAUUUUGCUUAAAAAUUGACAAAAAAAAAAAAGAAAAAAACAAGAAUGUGAUUAGUUUCUCAAAAUGCUCUUUAAAAACACAAGUAAUAAAAACAGAGCUGAGAGGAUCUGAAGCCUGAUUCCCCAUUAAAAACUUCCCCUCCGUCUCCUCGCAGAGAUAUCACACUCCGGUACAAAGAGACCCGUCGACGCAAACAGGAGGUCCCCACAGAGCGGGAGCGUCCGCUGGGUAAUGGCAGCACAGCAACGCCGUCUGGCCGGAGCAAACUGAACGGCAGCUCUGAGACAGUUCGGCAGAGGAAGUCCUGAGACAGGAGGGACCCCAGACCAGACCUGACCGUCCAGUCAUCAGCAGCCGGAGGAGAAAGAGGAGAGGUUUGAGCAGACUGAAAGAAGCACAUGUAGAGACAAAGAGAUGGACACAUGGACGUGCUGUGUAGACUUUUUUGUGCCUACAUGAACCGAGUUGUCAUUCACCAGAGAGGAGAGGUGCAGGGGGAGUUUUCAUUCAGUGCAUUGUAUAGUAAUUGUCUUACUACAGGGAUUUACCUCAUUCUAUUUUUGAUGGACAUUUGGGGAAUCGUAGACAAGUAGAUUCGUUUUUGUGUUAUUUAUACGAUACUUUGGAUGUUGGUUGACGAGGGAGGAAAAAUAAAGAAAGGCUGACAAAGAUGAACAGGGAAGUAGGUAGACUCUUGACCAAUAAUCGUGGACGUUUUCCUUUAACUCUGCUGCACUUUGUCUCUAAAAAUGAGACAGGACAUCAGGGACAUGUCCACAAAUGUAAAUAAGCUUUCUUCUGUGUUGUGCAGGUGAGAGAAAGGAGAGUAUUUGGAGAAGUUUCUGAAGGUCACUAAAGUUCAGUAUCAGCUUCAGUUUUGGUCCUAACGUAGCCGAGCAGCAACGACGUACAGCUUGGUUCAUGAGGAAACAUUUCCUCUGUUUUUGUUCGGUUUAAAAACACCACCUUCCAGUUGUGACAUUUUCGAGCACUCUUGUCUUAGCUAUGGCUCCAGGCUGGUGAUUAUUUGUUGAAAGGAAAUGUAGAAGACAAUAUCAGCUUUUCCGUUCUAGUUCAGGGAGGAGUGUGGGGGUCCUUGUUACUGCUGAGGGUCCCCCUUCAGUCUGAAGAACUGCCCAAAGCCUUUCUCUCAUUUUUCUGUAAAUGAAUGACAACUUUUGUGUAAAAAAAAAAAAGACGAAGAAGACUAAAACCAAGAUGUACCAUAUUCGAGGUAUUUAACUGUCGAUAUUAUACACGAUAUACGGGAUAAAGUCUGGGUGUUUUGUUUUGUAGAUGUUUUUGUUAUCACUCGGUUAAAUGACUUCUGAACACUAGAUUGUACUCGUUUCUUUUUUUUUCUUUGUUUUGCUAAACAAGGUGCUGAGCAGCACUCAACUGAACACUUCCAUGACAAUCAUGCUGACAGGAAGCUGUGCUCUCUGUUGGCUGAGACAUGUUGGCUCACAUACAGCAGAGAUCUGGACGGUCCUCCGCUUUAACACGACUGUACAACAAUGCUAGACUGACAGCUCAUUCAGCCGCAUCAGAGCCUUUAUUUGACGUCUGAUUCCUUUUAUGCCAAAUGUUUUUAUUUAAAUGUUAAGUUUUAUUCAAAUGAAAGGAUCUGUAGUGUCUGAAUGAGCUGAUGAAAAAAAACUGUCCUCCUCUUUGGGCAGAGGGAAAUGAAGAUUUAGGUUUCUGUGUGUUUUGGUUUGGGAAGAGAAGCAUCUUUUCCAGCCCUGGUGGGCUGCCAUGUUGCACAUGCACCAAGCCAAAGCUUCGAUUUCAUUUUUGCUUAAGCCAUAAAUGCCAUCUAAACUCACCUGAACUUUUCAAACUGCUGCUAAACCUCAUUUACACUCCUCUCAAAUUCCAACCAAGUCCCAAAGCCACCAGGGUCCUCAUGUCAGCGUUCGGUUUUUUAUGUCCUUCGUACUUCUCUGAUCUCUGCUUCUUGAAUGUCUCUUAGUCCCAAAUUGGAAUUAUCUCAGUGUAUAUUUAUUUGUUAGUUACAAAGCUGUACAAUGAAACGCUGUGUUUGAGUUUCCUCAGAAGUCAGGUGUCCGAGCUGUGAAUGACGUCACACCCGAGUUCCCAGCAAUUCACUUACCAAGUCGGAAAAAAGCAAAAUCGGAGGCGGAGACAAGAUGGCUACAUCUACGAAAGAGGAUGCAAAAAUAACUUAGAAUUGUUUAAAUAACAAGCGCUAAAAUAACUUUUGUAGAUGUAGCCAUCUUGUUUCCGCCUCCGAUUUUGCUUUUUUCUGACUUGAUAACUGAAACGCUUGGAACUCGGGUGUGACGUCAUACCCAGCUCGGACAUCAGACUUUUGAGGUAACUUGAACGCAGCGUAAAUCCAUGGUUAUAUGUAAAUUCACCAAAUAUGGAGAGUAAAGUUAUAAGAUAAUUGGUGGACAAAGCUUCUGUUCGUUAAGAAUUUGCUGAUAUCUUUUGUCUUUCAUUAUGAUGAACUAAGAAUCUUUUUGGACUCUUGGGCUGACGAGUAGAAUUUAGAACUGAAAUUAUGAAAAUGUGUUAUCCUUUUUUCCUCCUUAUCUUUUAAAGAAAAAAGAAAAGAUAAUCAAAAAGGCGGGAAAUUGAACUAUUAACAAAGCAAGUGAAAUCUGCUGUCUACUGUUAUAGAGUUUCAUCGUUUUUGAACACUCGCUUCUCACUUCGAAAGCUUUGCUCUUACUUUUGUUUUCAGGUCUUGUUGCUGUCAGAGAAUCGGUUAAUUGUUUCGUGUUAAUCAUUGCGUCCCUCUGACUACACACUCCAAAGUAAAAACAAACUGCAUUGUAAUUGUUUCCUGUGAAUGUAAAACCAGCUAUCCUCCGUCCAUGGAGAUGGCCUGGUGAUCAUUUAACAGCUUGUUUUGCCAUUAAACUGUAAACCAAUGAUUGUUAUUCAUGCAAGGUUUAUUUUUCUUUCAAACUUGGCUGCAGAUGUCUCAGAUUUUCACUCUUCUCUGUUUUCCAGAAGCUGCAAAAUAAGCCCCUGUAAUCGAUGUUUAACUGAGACAUCAUAGUUGCUAUCCUGUGCUGUAAAAAUUCAGCAACAUCUUUGUACAUGUAUGUUGGGGAUUCACUGUGUACCUGUCUCCAUGCCUUGGUUUGAGUGGAUAUGCUUUUGUUCAAAAUCACCGAAAACUUAAAUCCAACUUGAGUCAUAACUUUGCACAUCAGCUCUGACUAAACAUAACUGUGGUGUCAGACUCUGAGUUCAUGUUUCAGCUGUGGAAAUAAAUGAUGAAGUGGCCCCCCCUCCCCAAAGAAGACCUUUUCCUUACGAGUGUUCAGUGUAGUUUCUCCUGCAGCCACAUGAGGGCAGUAGAUGUAUUUUCACCUCUCUGUCUUUGCCCUGCAUUGUCUCUGUCUGGCAAUGAUCUCUUACAACUUGCUGUAAAAGCCAUUUUCAACAUGGUUUGUGUAAAUGUGAACAUGUUAAAGAUCAUAUGAACUGAAAUAUGCUGCUGCACCACAUAAUUUUAUAAUGUUUUCAAUAAAAUCUACUUGAAAACCCAAAAGA